This is a messenger RNA of Tachysurus vachellii, 2167 nucleotides long. Its product is annotated as macrophage mannose receptor 1-like. NCBI's taxonomy places the organism in Eukaryota, Metazoa, Chordata, Actinopteri, Siluriformes, Bagridae. The record is from RefSeq and is a predicted model, not a curated record. The transcript has 7 exons. Bases 637 to 1572 code for a protein of 311 amino acids.
UUUACUCUUUGAGGUGGAGGGUGUGUCCAGCUUCAUGGUGCUGAGUCCUGUGCAGUGGCGAUUGCACCCCCAGGUGGUGGAACUCAUAUGGCAAAGGUUCAGCGAGAGACUUGUUCCCCUCUGAGGAGACGACCCACUGUCCUCUCUGGUUCCAGUUUGUCCAGAAUGCAGCAGAGAGAGUCUAAUAAAAUCAUUUAUUUGGUUCAGAAUACAAAAUAUUUUACUGAAAAUGUUUCCUAAAAAGUCACCUAACUAGUUUAUACCAGAAUCCAGGCGCUAUCUUCUCCAGAAGUUUGCGAAAGAACAAGACAGAUUUUGAGAGUUAUUUUCACAUUUCACCUGGACUUUGUGUACAGAAAUAUUUUAAUCUUUUUAAUAUAAUCAGUCUAAGAUUGAGUCUCAGGUGGACCACUGAUCAGCUCCUUGGAACACUGCAGGCUUCAACAGAGACUUGAUUUCCAUCUGCUUUUAUUAAUCUUUUAGGAAAAGAUUAAGCAAAUAAGGUCAGAUGUCUUGCAAAAGAUAUGGCACAGAAGAGAAACAGCAAACUCACUUUGACCAAGUUGUCUGAAGGACUAGGACACGUCUCGUUUGUUUCCCCCAAAUUUCAGUGAGUUUUACAGAGACACACCAGUGAUGAAACAGAAUCUGCUGAUACUCCUGUUUUUCACAGGAAUGAUCCCUGUUGUCCAGGCUGUCUAUCGUAAGUUCUAUCUGAUCCUCCAGGGGAAGACUAGGAGUGAUGCUCUGGCUUACUGCAGAGCCACGUAUUCUGACCUGGCUACCAUCGAACACCAGUAUGAAGCAGUCCAACUUCAAAAUAUAGCACAGAGUCAAUCCUGCACUUCCAACGCUUGGAUCGGACUUUACAAUGAUGUCAACAGCUGGCGCUGGUCAAUGGAGAAUGCGCCACUAGGAAGUUUCAGAUAUUGGUGUUGCACUAAUCCUGACAACAACCAUUCACAGGAAUAUUGUGCUGCAGUAGAUGUGACCGGCUGGUUUGAUUCUUCUUGUGCAUCAAAUUUUGCCUUUAUUUGCUUUGAUGGGAACUUCACCGGCACCAGCAGUUAUAUUUAUGUCUCUACUACCAUGAUGUGGUCUGAAGCUCAGAGCUACUGUAGACAGCAUCACACAGACCUGGCCAGUGCAAGAAACACAAGUGAAAACUCAAUUAUAAUGGCAAUGAUCCAAGGUCCAACUUGGAUUGGUCUGUUCAGAGAUUCCUGGAAGUGGUCAGACCAGACACCUUUCACCAGUAUUACCUGGCUACCUGAAGAACCUAAUAAUUUGCUGGGGAAUGAAAAUUGUGUUGCUAUUUUAAAUGAUAUGGCUAUAGAUGUGAUAUGUUCACGCAUAAAACCAUUCUUUUGUCAAUCAGUAAUCAAAGGAAAAAAACAAAUUGCAAGAGUGAAGGUCCAAUCCAAUCAGGAUGUGAAUGAUCCUGCAGUUAAGGCGGCCAUCUUGGAUAAGAUUAACCAGAUGUUCAAUGUUCUUGGGAACAUCACUGUGAAAUGGAGAGAGCAACAAAAUGGACAAGUGUUUAAUAAGAUUAAGGGAAAUACCUGCAAAUGAUAUUUGUUAAAUUUUGUUUCUGUGGAUGCUGGUCAUUGCUGCGAGAUAUCACACAUGAAGCACAACAAUAAAGUUAGAUGAGAUAUUACUCCUAGAAAUCAAUAUAUUCUGUACUGUGUAGUUGAAGAAUAGCAUGCUCUAUGAGCACAGCACCUAGUUCACCAUUUGUAAUAGAAUUUAGCAUUGAUACAAGAUUCAAGCAAUUCCAGUUACAGACAGACAGACACAUAGAUAGAUAGUUAAGGUACUUUAUUAAUCCCCUCUGGGGAAAUUGCAUGAGCAGGAACACAUAGCCAUUCAACAAAAAGAAUAAAAGGUAUAGAAAUUAAGUGGAUACAGUAAUUACAAGUAGAUAAAAAAAAAUUGUACACUGUAAAAAAAUAUGAAAAAUAUACACAACAAAUAUUAAUGUACAAAUACUUUUACAGUUACUUGGCUAAUCCUGAGGUUUAGGUGUUGAGAUGCAUCCAUAAAUUCAAGAUAUGCCAGUAACCAGAUCCCCGUAGAUUUUGUAGCAUAGAUUUUUGAUACACUCUUUGAGUGUGAACUUUCUUUCGACAAGUUUCUGUUUUUUUGCCUCCUGUGACAAUUUAUU